Molecule: messenger RNA, 606 nt
Organism: Diversispora eburnea
Lineage: Eukaryota; Fungi; Glomeromycota; Glomeromycetes; Diversisporales; Diversisporaceae
Source: the annotation of a GenBank genome assembly
AUGGUUAUGACUCUAGCUCGUCCAGUUCGUCCAGCUCGUCAAAAGUUGGCAGAAUUAGCGGAAUUAGCAGAGUUAAAAGAAAAGGUUAUUGCAACUGAUACUUCACAUCUAAUUUUAACUAGAGCCAUUUCUUUACUUCCAUACGUUCUUGCUGAAGGAAUUAUGAAGAACGCACGGACAAAUUUAAUCAUGGGUCUUUGGGAAUGGGUCAACUAUAAAGUCAUUAUUUAUGGACUUCCAUUAAAGCAUCACGAAACUUUUAUUGGAACUCGUGCUGAUAAUUCAGGAAAAGAAGCUGAUGCAUGCUUUCGCUCUUCAAAACCACCAAAUGAACCCUGGCCGGUGAAAAAGUAUUGGUUAGGUAAUAUGAGUCGUGUUCAUGAUGCAAUAGUCAUCAAGAUUGAUACAGUUUCUAGUGGCGAAGUUCCUACACGCAUGCAGUUUGAAUUUGGUACCCAUAACGAAUAUGGAAAUUCAACAAACAUUCAACAAGGCCAAUGCGUUAUCAAAAUUUCUCUGGAUUGUUUGUAUCAUGAUACAGAUCCAAUUGUAUUGGAUUUCUUGCUAAUUCGAAAUGAAUUCCUCCGUAUGUGUGAAACCAAUUAA